Nannospalax galili (Upper Galilee mountains blind mole rat) is the source of this 2394-nucleotide messenger RNA. It is a transcript of the gene Qtrt2, whose product is annotated as queuine tRNA-ribosyltransferase accessory subunit 2. Lineage: Eukaryota; Metazoa; Chordata; Mammalia; Rodentia; Spalacidae. The transcript has 9 exons. The coding region runs from base 169 to 1416 and encodes 415 amino acids. The record is from RefSeq and is a predicted model, not a curated record. Gene Ontology annotation, molecular function: tRNA-guanosine(34) queuine transglycosylase activity.
UUUCUAGCGCCUGGUGAUGACGCAAUCUUCUCUGAUUGGUUCUGCCGCGGAGGCCGAUUUAGUGGACCAGAGUUCUGAGAGCCGGACACGUGUUAUCUACUGCGAGGUGUUUAAGGGUCCUGAGGGCGGAGAGAGCUAGGGGUCUACAGAGCCAAGGAAUCUCUAGUGAUGAAGCUGAGUCUCAUCAAAGUCGUUAAUGGCUGUCGUCUGGGAAAAAUACAAAAUCUGGGCAAAGCAGGGGACUGCACCAUGGACGUUCCAGGCUGUCUUUUGUAUACCAGAACUGGCUCUGCCCCACACCUGACCCAGCACACACUGCAUAAUGUCCAUGGGGUCCCAGCCAUGACCCAGCUGACCCUGUCUUCCUUGGCACAACAUCAUGAAGUCUUGGCAGAAUAUAAGAAAGGAGUCGGAAACUUUAUAGGCAUGCCAGAGUCCCUCUUCUAUUGUUCCCUGCAUGAUCCGGUCAGCCCCUGCCCAACUGGUUAUGUAACAAAUAAGUCUGUGUCUGUGUGGGGCGUUGGAGGUCGAGUGGAAAUGACUGUUUCCAAGUUCAUGGCAAUACAACAGGCCCUUCAGCCAGACUGGUUCCAGUGCCUCUCAGAUGGUGAAGCAUCUUGUGAGGAAGUUGCUUCCAUAAAAAGGGCCAGAAAGUCUGUGGACCGAUCACUUCUGUUCCUGGACAGCUGCCUGCGGCUACAGGAAGAGUCAGAGGUCCUUCAGAAAAGUGUGAUCAUUGGAGUGAUUGAAGGCGGAGAUGUGAUGGAAGAGAGACUGAGGUCCGCACGAGAGACAGCCAAGCGGCCAGUCGGGGGCUUCCUUCUGGAUGGCUUUCAUGCGAAUCCAGCAGUCACAGAAACCAGGCUGCGCUUGCUGUCAUCAGUCACUGCGGAGUUGCCAGAGGACAAACCAAGGCUCAUUUGUGGCAUCAGCCGGCCAGAUGAAGUGCUCGAGUGUAUUGAAAGAGGAGUGGACUUAUUUGAGAGUUUUUUUCCCUAUCAAGUGACUGAGCGGGGCUGUGCCCUGACUUUCACCUUUGAUUGCCAGCUGAAUCCUGAAGAGACAUUAUUACAACAAAAUGGGAUACAAGAAGAAGUAAAAUAUGUGGAUCAAAUUAAAAAAAUUAAAACAACGGGCUGCAGUGAAGAAAUGACAUCAUUUGAAAUUAGUCUGAAGGAAAAAAAGUACCAGGAAGAUUUUAACCCGUUGGUGAGAGGAUGUUCCUGUUACUGCUGUAAGAAUCACACUCGUGCAUAUAUUCACCAUCUGUUGGUGACCAAUGAGCUGCUGGCUGGGGUCCUGCUUAUGAUACACAACUUUGAACACUACUUCAAGUUUUUCUGCUCCAUCCGGGAAGCACUAAAAAAUGACACACUGGCGCAGUUGAAAGAACUCAUCCACAGACAGGUGUCUUGAGAACUAGUGGUUACAAAAUUCAACUCUUCUCAGGAAGCAGUGAUCUUAGCUCUAAGUAUUUAUAUUCAGGAAUAAAAUCUGCUGGAAUAAAGAACAUCAGUCUCAAACUGCCCAUGGGAGGGUGAAGAAAUGUCUUCUCAAGACAUCAAUAGACUAGAUUAAUCAGAAUGAUUUGAACCAUGACUUUUAAAUUUUCCAGGCUAAUUCUACCAGCUGGCAGAUGAAUUUAGUCAAAGAAAAAGGCUUUAUGUGUGAUAAGACACUGUUGAAUUGGGUGAUGAGGUUCUAGGGACCAGUGAGGUGGAUGGGGCCCAAGGGAGAUCGCUGUAUAAGUAGCUUGUCCUCUGGAUGCACAGCUGUUGCCUGGAGAAGAAAUCUAGCAGGUUUGACCAAGGUUUUCUUUGUUUCUCAGGAGCUUCUUGGCACACUUUUGACUUCGUGUACCUGGCAGUGCAGUCACUCAGAAGGGCUCUCUUGACUUAACCAUGCUCACCUUUCCCUGGAAUAUGGGACCCAAAUAGUGCUUUUCUGAUACUUGACCCAGGCCAUAUUCCUUCAUUUGGCCACUUGAUCUAUUUGUGACUUGUCUUCCAAGAGCCAAUGCACUUGCCCAUUAGGAACCACAUUUUGCUUAGCUGCUUUGUCUGGUUGCAUAGAGCCAAUGUGAUGCCCCAGGCUCAUAAACGGUCUAACUGUAUAAUGACUAGUUCAUCACUUGGGGAGAUCCAUUUGCUGUGUCUUUAUGUGGAUGGAACCCUGGGUUGGCAAUUAGAAGAUCAGUUUCCAUUCCAGUCAGUUGUGAGUUCAGGCAACUCACCCAACUUUUGAAACCCUCUAGGGUCCCUCAUGAAUAAAUGGGGGCAGACAUAGUGGGUAGGAUUAAAUGAACUUCUAAGGUUCUGCAACUUCAAAACUCCAGGAGCAAGAAGUUUUAGAAUCCUAGCUGUACUUGUCAUCCCUAUUUAUUAAUCACUAUUG